AUGGGACAUACUGGUACGCUGGACUUCCUCGGAAACUCGCCGGCCCUCCGGCAGGUCGAGCUCUUCCAUGGCUACAGAUACCAGGCGAAUUAUGCGCGCGACUUCCGGUUUCCCGCACUUCCGGCUCUGACUUGGCUUACCCUCGAAUUUCGCGGGAUCAUCAGUACGGACGCGAUACUCCAGCUGCUGCAUGCAUGCCGCGACAGCCUGCAGCACCUCUCGCUGGCUCUGUACUUCUCCCAAGAUGCCUAUACCACCGGCCCCGUUGCACUCUCUGCACUGUCGGAAUUGUUUGUCGACCGUGGUGCACAUACAGUGCUUGCCUAUCUCAGUGCACCUGAGCUGGAGACCCUCAGGUGCAUGAGCAAGAUGCAGAUGCACGGCGCCGUCACGACAAUGGAUCUGUAUAUAGACCCAUUCCCGCUCCUGCGCUCAUUCAUAUCGCGCAUGCCUCGCCCACGGAAACUCGAAGAAUUACAUAUCGGCCCCAUCAUGCGCAGUGCAAACACCUUCGCGAGCUUCUUGGACGCCCUUGAUGAUGUGGAAGAGCUCUCUAUCGCGGAGGGGAUGCGCGCUGGGUUCAUGUCGGAGGACGCGCUCAUUUGGCUGACAUGCGCGGAUAACACCGCCAUCAAGUCACAGGGCUUACGCGAGCAGAUGGAGGCGCUCCUGGAGCGGUUGGCAAGUCUGGGCUUGCAGCGACCCGGUUUCAUCCCAACACGUGCGCAGAGACAAGAGCUCAAGCGCAUCUCGGAGGAACUAUCAUCAGAUCUUGCUGCUACGGACCAGGACGCACGGGAGCCCUCCAACCUUCACGAAGCAGUGUCCGACGCGCUCGAGGCCAUUCGCUCCACUACGGCGCCCAUACUCCUCCUUCCGCCAGAACUGCUUGCCGACAUUUUCGACCACUUCGUUUGGUGCCAUAAUCGGCGAUACCGCGCGGGGAGGGCUGAGUACCUCUUGGACGUGUGCACUCUUUGGCGGGCAGUCGCUCUCGGAACGCCGCACUUCUGGAACAAUAUUUGCACUGAUUGGGGCACGCGAGGUGCAUGAGCUACGCGAGGCAGGCAUCGCUCUCCGAUGGUCUGCCACUAUAUCUGUGGCAUGAGAGGGCC
Molecule: messenger RNA, 1115 nt
Organism: Schizophyllum commune H4-8
Lineage: Eukaryota; Fungi; Basidiomycota; Agaricomycetes; Agaricales; Schizophyllaceae
Exons: 4
Coding region: 1-1053 (350 amino acids)
Source: RefSeq, a predicted model, not a curated record